Cephus cinctus (wheat stem sawfly) is the source of this 2371-nucleotide messenger RNA. RefSeq lists its product as uncharacterized. Bases 713 to 1522 code for a protein of 269 amino acids. The record is from RefSeq and is a predicted model, not a curated record. NCBI's taxonomy places the organism in Eukaryota, Metazoa, Arthropoda, Insecta, Hymenoptera, Cephidae. The transcript has 4 exons.
UUCUCGAAUAGAAAUAUCUCGAAGUUCGAGCAAGGAAUGUCGAUAUUCCUUAAUGACAACUUCGCACAUUGCACAUGGCCUGUCAUGGCGAGGGUGCUUGACAGAUGUGUAGAUCUAUGAUAUGCUGAUUUCAUAGCGCGCAAAGUAAACAAAUACAGAGUCGGUAGUAUCGCUGUUACGCGAACGUGGUAAUUAUUGGAUUUUACGUAGUGCAAACAAGCCUAGGAGUUACUUUUCGAGAACGUGUAGGCAAAUGCGCCAUGAAGCGUUAUACUUUUAUAAGUUUGGCGAGUUUGGACGUGGCGCGGGUGUGACAGUUUAUCGUGGGUGCUUCAAAAAAUCACGUACCGCGGUGCGCUAAAGUGCUUUUGUUACCUUGAAAGAUGUUGUUCUGAAAAAUGGUGCCUUUCACGAUGCACCGGUAUACAUAACAGUGAUCGACUUUCAUAUUUGCUUAGGAAUCUAGUACGUUUCGCGUGCAAUACUAAAAUUUGCUAUCCCUUUGACGUUUAUUUUUCUUCCUGAACAUUGAGUAUUUAUCAUACGUGAUUUGUCAACUCUGUAGUGGAUAUGAUAUGUAUAUCAGUUCUAUAUUAUGAUAUACGGCUGUUUGGAGCACAGUGCUUUCUAUGGAUUUUUUAGAAGCAUAAUACUUGGCUCUUGCUAGUUCUGGAAACUUUUGAAUAUCAAUAUUUUCUUCAACGGAAAGUGUAUGGAUUGGAAACACGUGCAACAUACACGGACAGACAUGUCGCCAAGUCCUGUAACUCAUGGUGCUACGACAAGGAUAGCAGGAGAUAUGUAUCAUGAUAUGACUGGCCAAAUAAAUCCAAUUGGUUGCAUACCACCGCCAUCGUAUCAUAAUAUUAAUCUUCCACUUGGCCAUCCAUCCGUAUUGGCUAGUGACCGUGGAGCACCACCAUCGUAUGAAGAAGCCAUAGAUCCAAAUGCUCCACCACCAUCUUAUGACUCUCUAUUUGGUCGAAUGAGAGAAGCGCAUAAAGCAUCCAAAGGUGUAUUUAAUUUCUUAAAGAAUAUCAUCGUCCUCUUGUUAGGGACAAUCGGUUGCAGUAUCAUUCUUGGAGUUUCUAUAGUACUUCCAAUAUCUAUGAUGAUCAUUGGAGGACUCUACUUAUACGAUUGUCCUCAGGGCGAAUAUAUUCCUGUCUACCUUCUAGUAGGUGGUGGAUUCAGUGUGCUGAAACAGUUACUUCAUCUCUCAGCCAGGGUACGUCAGCGUCAAGAAGAAAGGGAUGAAGAAAGAAUAAGGCAGUCACCAACACAGACUCUCAUUAAUUGUUUUAUGCUUGGCUGGUUUAUUAUUGGUUCCAUGUGGGUCUAUAAGGAAUACCAACCAAACUAUGACCCAAGUCAGGGCAAGUAUUGCAACAAGACAUUGUAUUUGUUCGCCUUUUGGUUAAUAACUUCGGCAUACAUUUUACUUGGAGUAGUGACUGCGGCACUGUGCAUUAUUUCUGUGGCUAGUAUCGCGUUUCAAAGACCACCGCCUGAUUUAAUGUGAGACAUUCCUGGUCAAUGCACGCGCCAGAAUGAACUGCGCCCAAUCGUACAAGUGCUGUCGGUGCGAGAAGAACCACAGCUGUGUGGAACGAUAUAGUAAAUAUAUCAUAAGUGCUGCGAGUAAGAAAAGAAGAAACAAUACGCUAUAAUCCGUGAUAGGUUGUGACAAAAAUCGUCCAUCACACAUCGUCCGUACGCCGUCGCAUCCGCCUAUAUGCUACUACUAUUCUAAGGAUACUCAAAAAAUAACGAAUAUAUACUCGAAUUAUGAAUCUCGAGUUUAAAAAACGGACCAUGUCUGAUGACAAACACCGAAAGGCAAUGGCUAUUCAAACCAAAAGUAACAAGUGGAGGUAAAUGUUUAAUUGGAUUUGCUUGAAUUUCAUUUCUCGUGUUCAGGGUUGGUAGAAUCGGGAAUCUUUCUUUAUAAAACCUGAAUAUUAUAUUUGACUAUCUUUAGCAUGACACAAACAACCCUGAAAUAACUGGAUAACUCAUAUUUUACUUUACUAUAUAUUCGAAAUCAGAUAAACCGGUUUUUAUAACGCAGUUGAGGCCAAACCUCAAUAAAUUCUUUUAGUAAUUUGUAUAUAUUAUUCGUAAGUACAAUCGUAAGUACAAAAUAAGAAUUCCUUUUUCUACUCUUUACAACGUCUCUGAGGAUAUCUGGUUUUCGAUCGUAUGUAUAAGUGAUCGACACUCGUUAAAAAAUAUCGGGAAUCAUGAGUCAUAGGUAAGCGACACUGGUCGUAUAAAACCAAAAUAAAUAGAUAAAAGAUACCGUUUCGUAUCUCUAAACUUCAUAAUUAACAAAAGGUAUAUAAUUAUAUAUAUAUAUAUAUAUAUAUAU